Molecule: messenger RNA, 2294 nt
Organism: Canis lupus familiaris (dog)
Lineage: Eukaryota; Metazoa; Chordata; Mammalia; Carnivora; Canidae
Gene: MORN3
Product: MORN repeat containing 3
Exons: 6
Coding region: 234-956 (240 amino acids)
Source: RefSeq, a predicted model, not a curated record
CUAGAAAUGCAAAGGAGGUGACAGGCAAGGGUCAGUCCAGCACGGAAGGGUGCCCCACGAAGGGCUGCUCAUCUGCCUGGGGACUCAGAACACAUAGGACUCAUGUCAUUUGGGUCCAAACAAGUGCCUCCCCAGGAAGCCCCAGGAUCCUGGCACUACUAUGGGCACACUGAGCCCCUGAUGUCCCUAACCCUUUGCUAGCACCCGCUGGCUCCACAGAAGAAGCAGCCAACAUGCCUAUCUCCAAGGGCUUGCAAAAGUCGGAGCCCCCAUGGAAGGAGUGGGACAAGAAGGCUCAAAAGAAUGGACUGAGGCACCAGGUGUACGCUGUCAAUGGUGACUGCUAUGUGGGCGAGUGGAAGGACAACAUGAAACAUGGAAAAGGAACACAGAUCUGGAAGAAGAAAGGAGCCAUGUAUGAGGGAGACUGGAAGUUUGGGAAGCGAGAUGGCUAUGGCACCCUCAGCUUUUCUGACCAAGAGAUGGGAAAGCACAGGAAAGUAUACUCUGGCUGGUGGAAAGGCGAUAAAAAAUCGGGCUAUGGGAUUCAGUUUUUUGGACCCAAGGAGUAUUACGAGGGUGAGUGGUGUGGUAACCAGCGCAGCGGAUGGGGCCGCAUGUACUACAGCAACGGUGACCUCUACGAAGGCCAGUGGUUGAAUGACAAGCCGCAUGGGGAGGGCAUGUUGCGCCAGAAGAACGGGAACCGCUACGAGGGCUACUGGCAGAGAGGCAUGAAGAAUGGGUCGGGCCGUUUUUUCCACCUGGACCAUGGUCAACUGUUUGAAGGCUUCUGGGUGGACGACGUGGCCAAGUGUGGCACAAUGAUUGACUUUGGUCGCGAUGAGGCCCCUGAGCCCACCCAGUUCCCCAUUCCUGAGAUCAAAAUUCUAGACCCUGAUGGUGUGCUGGAGGAAGCCUUGGCCAUGUUCAAGAAGCCUGAGGAAGAAGAUUGAUGCCAGCCCCUUGCUCCCACAGGGAGCACACCAGAGCUUCAGGAGAAACUCCAGGCCAUCACCCAACUGCUCAAACCGGUGUGGCUUCUGCAAGCGGAGAGUGGUGACUCUGGGCACACCCUUGGCACCCUCAAAGGGCACCUUACUCCUCCCAGCACUGGAUUAUCCUCUCCCCAGCUGGCUUUGGGGACCCUCUUGGUACAGCCUUCAUUCUAGGUUACAAUUCCUGAGGGCAAGAGUAUAAAAGAGAACAUGGUGGCAUCAGCCCAGGGCUUGUGGUGUGUGAUUGGGAGGGACAGGGUGCAGCUCUGAGAGAGGCUUUAGGUAGAGGGAAGACAUCCCCACGGGAUGCAUGGAUUUACCCUGGGGGAGAAAGAGGAGGUGUGUUUAGGUUUCUAACCUCUCCCAUACUCCAGGGAGGAGAGCCUAUGUCUGGUCACAUUGGCCACUGAGAUUUGGGGUUGAGACCUGACCUGGCUUCUUAACCCAACACAGAAGCGCUCAACCUCAGUAUCCUGUGGUAACUUUAAAAGCUCAGACACCCAGGACUCAAGCCCAGAUUUUCGUCUGGGGUGAAGCCUGGGCCUUCAGAAAGUUCCUCAGAUGAUUCUAAUGUGCACCUGGAGCCAGAACCCCUGACUUACUGGCUUUGUGACCCUAAGCAAGUGACCAGAGUGGCCCCUUGUGUAAAAUGGCACUUGGGAGAUUUCACAGGUUUUUCUUUUUUUUUUUUUUUUGGAGAAUUUGCUAACAGAUGUAAUGAUAACAAGUAACAUGUAUUGAGGUUAAUUGUGAAGCAGAGGUCUGGGAAGAGCUUUGCAUAAUUCUAGACAACAUUCCACAAGAUAAAAGGCACUCUUACAUAAUGGGUAGGAACAGGAGCUCAGCAGACUGCCUGGGUGUGAAUCCCAGCAGUGAUGUAGAAGCUGUGUUCUCAGAUAUGGCACCUAACCCCUCUGUUCCCCAGGCUUCCUCCUCUCAAAUACAGGACAAUAACCUUCCUUGCCACUCAGGUUACUGUGGUUAACAUGAAGAUGAAAUAAGGCGUGUUUCUAAUCCAAGAGUGGUUUGACCUCCUCUCCCUCCCCGGGGACAUUUGGCGACAUCUGAAGACGUCUCUGGUUGUCACAACUGGCAGGGGAAAAUAUUACCAACAACUAGUGGGUAGCAGUUGACGAUCUCACUGAACACACUAUAAUGUGGACACUCUCCAAUAGAAUUUUUCAGCCCAAUGUCCGAAGCAUAACCCUGUAAAACCAUGAUGUUCACUAAGCCCUCAGCAAGUGCCUGGCACACAGUAAAAGCUCAAUAAACACUACUUCCUUUCUGCUCUCUAAA